Dermacentor silvarum is the source of this 4052-nucleotide messenger RNA. It is a transcript of the gene Smg5, whose product is annotated as nonsense-mediated mRNA decay factor SMG5. The coding region runs from base 181 to 2640 and encodes 819 amino acids. Lineage: Eukaryota; Metazoa; Arthropoda; Arachnida; Ixodida; Ixodidae. The transcript has 21 exons. The record is from RefSeq and is a predicted model, not a curated record. Gene Ontology annotation, molecular function: protein binding; telomeric repeat DNA binding; telomerase RNA binding. Gene Ontology annotation, cellular component: telomerase holoenzyme complex. Gene Ontology annotation, biological process: nuclear-transcribed mRNA catabolic process, nonsense-mediated decay.
UAUGGUCCGUCUACGACCCAAUCAGGGCCCGCGUGCAGACGGGCGCAGAUGACCAGAUGUGCGUCGGACGAAAAACAGCAUGUUAUGCCAGCGACAGCUUUACUUUCGCCUCAAAAUUGUACUUUGGCAUAGCAGUGCGUAGCAGGGAGCCAAAACCUAAGAAAAUGAACAGGUGAUAUAAUGCAGAAGGGUGCCAAGACAUAUACGGAAGCGAAGUAUGAAAGCUCCGAGUUAUCCAGAAGACUCUAUCGGAGUGCCUCAGAAGCAGCUCGACGCUUGGAGGAGUGGCUUCGGGGUGCCUCCUCAUUUGGAGCCUACCUGGCUCCAGAGGUGACGCAUCUCAGGGCAAGGCUCAAGGACUACUGUGAGCGCCUCCUGUUCACUGCUCCACUCGAGUAUGGUCGUCAGGCAGAGGAACUUACCUGGCGCAAGGUUUACUACGAUGUUGUGCAGCACUACAAGGCUACAAAGGCUUCUGCAGAGGAGGAGAGUGUGGUUGAGUUGCGGGCACACUUGCUCUCUGGCUGGGGCCACUACCACCACCUGUUGCUUCGGCUUCAGGCCGAAGCGCAACUCAACCUGGAGACAAAUGUCGACAUGCCACUAAUCUGGGAGUACCAAGGCCUGAACAGGGGGACUCGCUGGUCCCAGAAACGUCCAACCGAAGAUGGAUCCUGUCCACUACCAGAGGAGAACCAGCCAUGGGCUAGACAGGCUGCCCAUCGGUUUCUUAUCGCAUUAGGUGAUCUAGCACGCUACCUGAGUGAGCUCGAGGACCGUGAGCAUGGUCACUGGGCUGCGUUGUCUGCCCGCUACUACUGGCAGGCCCUGUCUCUGGACCCUGGGUCCGGCAUGCCCCACAACCAGCUGGGCACCCUGGCCGCUGGCGACACUUGCAAGGCUGCCUACCACUUCCUGAGAUGCUUGCAGAGCGGCCAGCCAUUUGAAGGGGCUCAAGGGAACCUUUUGCGCCUGCUAGACAAGAACAGCAGCCAGCCUGCUCUCCUGGGACAGCUGAGAGACAGGUGCAAACCAUCAGCAGUCUUUACAUGCAGCUACCUGAGGUUGUGCGAACAGUUCUACACAUCCAGUGACACCAGUGGCCUGCAGAGCUUGUGUGAGGAGUGCUUGUCGCAACUGGUGGCUGUCUUGGAGCAGCCCGAGGCAGAGGCAGAGUUGGUCUUCCAAGCAGCUGUCAUGGCCAUUAUCUGCACUGACAAGCUGCACAAGUCAGGGCCCCAUCCUUUGAGCAGCGCUGCGGCUGCCUUCACCCUGAACAUGUUCUCCCAUGUGACUGCAACCUGUUCCCACCUUGUGUCUCAGUGCUCCCUCACAGGACCUGAGAGACAGAAACACAGCAUCAUCCACCGAAACGAUGUGCCUGCAGUUCCAAAACUACUGGCUGAACCCACCUUGCCACGAGACGGCACUUUUGUUGCCACCACCAAUGGCUGGCUCCCAGGUACUGAAGUGGAAGAAGAGUCUUCAACUAGCUCUACUCCACUUAGUAGUGAUGACAACAAUCCACUCUUUGCUGACCUGGCACGUGUCAACCUGCUGCCUACGGUGAAAAUGCUCUGCGACUGGCUCCUGGGACGCACCGAUCUCAUUGGACCUUGCACACAGGCCAGGACACCUUUGUGGCAGCACUUGGCCUCCCUCUUCAACUUGAUACUGCCAUUCAUCCCACCAUCCUAUCCUGUUGAGAUGACACUACCGGACACGCCAACCAUGUGCCCAUUGCCAGAAGACAUCUGCCUGCAAGGAACUGCAGCACUGUCUGCAGCUCAGAACAAGAUCAACUGGGAGUUGAGGGUAGAACACGGUGAGGAGUGCCAGCUACGUCUCGUGUACCUGGUGCGCUUUGGGCAGUGGCUAUCCGAGAGACCAGGAUCCGGGUUGCAAUAUAGCCAUGGCCAGUUUCAGCCCAAGGUGCCUACGAUGACCAAUGGGACCUCAUCACCUAUGUCAUUAAGCAAUGAUGUCUUCCUCGUGAGUGGUGAGGGAGGAGGGGGUGAUGAGGAGCGCAAGCGGGUGAUGCGCAGCAUGGCCCACUUAUGGCUGGAGCAAGAGGUGCGGGACCUGGAGGGACAGCUAGGCCAGGCAGGCAGGCAGGCCGCACCACCGCCCUUCCUGGUGCCACACACACAGGUGCUCUGCACACGCCUGGUCCACCUGCGACGCCUGGUGGCCUCCAGGCGCUUUGUGCUUGUUGUGCCGUCACAUGUGAUCUCAAGUCUGGACCUGCUGAAACGGGAAAGCGUUGGAGCCCGUGAGUCAAUCCGCUGGCUGGAAGGGGAGUUGCGCAGAGGAAGCAGGUACGUGCGUUCUCAAAAGAGCCAUGAACGCCUCUCGCUGUCUCCCAUGAAGUACCCAAAGCGCAAGGAGAAGGAAGCCUGGGAGCUGUUCCAGAUCCUCGAGUGCUGUCACCACCUGGAGCGGCAGUGCCCCAGGGGUGGGCACCCAGCCGACCGGCCCAUGGUCACACUGCUCGUCUGCUCUGGACCACCUGGGGCUGCAGGCGGCCUGCCUCCCAAUGCAACUGCACUCGCACAUUCUGCAGGCAUCAACAUGGAGGAUGUGGAAGCAUUCACCACCAAGUGGCUGGCAGUGAGUGUGCCCAGAACACAACCUGGGUGAGAGACCGUGAGGAAUGACCCCUGAGCACCUCGUACAUGGAUUGACAGUGGAUCCCGUUGGAGGCGAGAAAUGGGCCCCUUGACCACCCCUGCAGGCACACCGCUUUCAUUUGCAGCAAGUACGGGAAUCCUAAGCAACGAGUUUUGCAUCACGAGAUCGCCGCGGUAGCUUCUGGUGAGGCAUCGGCAGAGAUGCUGACGAAAAGUUUGGCUGGUCACCCUAGGAAUUCAAUGCCAUUCUCAGCUAAGUGGCUGGCGCAGGAGAUAAAAGCUGUUCCUCAGGUGAUAGGAGGCUGAAUACACCAUUUGUCAAAGCAGUCGGCAGUGCAGUUUGGGCUGGUCAUUGAUUUGGCACGAUAGUACCGACUUGGACAGUAAGCUUGGCAGUGAGCUUUCUUUUUGCAGUGUCUCCAGUUUUGCGCACUUUAUGUGCACAUAGCAUGGCAGUUAGGUCUGGGCUGGCUCAUGGUUUAGUAUAUGACAUGCUCAAGCAAACUUGCUUCAUUUGCUGAAAUAAGCACUGGCAUUACUAAUUGUUUUUCAGUAAAAUACUGGCAUAGUUUCCUUUCCAUUUAUUUUUUUCUUGCUUUGCUUUGCUAAGAUUUAGCAAGCUGUCAAAUGAUACAGGUUUAGCAGCGUGAACUAAAAUUUUUUGUGUUACUUGCAAAACAAACAUAAAAUAUAUUGUAGCUGCUGACAUUCAUAUGUCAUAAGCAAGAUUUCAAGUUCAUUACUAUUUGGGUGACUUGUUUCUUUUUGUUGCAGGGUUGUUACCCAUUGCAUUUUAAUCCCAGCAGACCGAUAGAUGCAAGCUGCAUUGAACAGCAUAUCACUGUCAUGUGUUUUACCAGCUGUCAAGUAACCCUGCACAUGGCUUCAAAGAUUUUAUUUUCAAAAGAUUGCACAAAAAACAGCAUACAAUUGAAAUAAGUAAACAUUGUUCAUGUGUCUUGUAUAACAUCAUUGAAGCUAAUUGUAGCUUCAUCAUCGGCAUUAUGUCUGCUUGGUAAUUUAUUUUCCAGAGUAGGCAGACUGGCCAACACAAUUUCAAUGGGCCACUGUGCCCUGCUUGAUUUUUAAUGUUACACUAUCAGUUGCCUUCUACAGACCAUGUACUUUGUUUGGUUCUGUGUAGACCAGCGAUCUGCUGAAUGCUCUGCAUAUGCUGUCCAACAUCUGCGACGCCUCCAGAUAACGCGGCAACCAGUCACUUUUUUUUUUUUUCUGUUUAUUUUUCUUGUCUAGUACAGUUUAUACUGGUCAAGUUAUUGCAGCAUCUUGUUUGUUUGUGUUUACAGAUGCCAGAGUAUGCAGAAUUGUACUUGAUACCUGUCAAAACAGUGUACUUGUUGAAAUCAGUGCCAUUCAAAGCGGGGUAUUGUUCAUUUGAAAUAAAGAUAUUUUGAGUUGGCA